UUUAAUUAAUCCAAACACAGGCACCCUUUGGUUUCUUCUACCCAGCUACAUCCUCAAGGCUAGCAAUAUAUAUGCAUAUGAUCAGUAGCUGUGGCGUUCAUAUGAGAGAGCGGCGAAAUGGCAGCGCCGCCGCAGAGGGCGGAUGACGACGACCAACAGAGCGCCGGAAGCUUGAGGAUGAGUUCUAUGGAACCGGCAGAAGGUGAUCAUCAUAAUCAUGAGAAGGAGGCUGAUCAGAAUCCUAGGAAGAUUGACGUUCGGAAGCUUGACGCGGGCGAUCGGACGCAGUUCAUUGAUCGCUGCUUUAAGGUUGCCCAUGAAGACAAUGAAACAUUCUUGAAGAAGCUGAGGGCGCGUUUUGAUCGGGUUGGGAUCCAACUCCCCACAGUGGAAGUAAGAUUCAAGGAACUAGCUGUUGGAGCAGAUUGUUAUGUGGGUAGCCGAGCUCUUCCCACACUUGUAAACGCCACCCGCAACGCAUUAGAGUCACUCGUUGGCUUGCUCGGAUUAAGAUUUGCUAAGAGAUCAAAGCUGACCAUCCUCAACAAUAUAUCCGGCAUUAUAAAACCAUCAAGGUUGACACUGCUGCUGGGUCCUCCCUCGUCUGGGAAGACAACCCUUUUGCUAGCAUUGGCUGGAAAGUUGGACCCAAGUUUAAAGGUGAGUGGAGAAGUGAGUUACAAUGGGUAUGAGCUAGGUGAAUUUGUGCCAAGGAAGACAUCGGCAUACAUAAGCCAGAAUGAUGUUCAUACAGGAGUGCUAACUGUUAGGGAAACUCUGGAUUUUUCAGCAAGGUUUCAAGGGGUGGGCUCUAGACUUGAACUAUUAACUGAGCUUGUGAAGAGGGAGAUGGAGGCUGGGAUAGUCCCAGAUGCAGAAGUGGGCCUUUUUAUGAAGGCGACUGCAAUGGAAGGAGCUAAGAACAGUCUGAUGACUGAUUAUGUUUUGAGAAUAUUGGGACUUGAUAAAUGUAAGGACACAAUUGUUGGAGACCAGAUGAUGCGAGGCAUUUCUGGUGGUGAGAAAAGGCGACUGACAAUAGGAGAGAUGAUAGUUGGACCCUCAAAAACCCUAUUCAUGGAUGAGAUAUCAGCGGGUCUAGAUAGCUCGACAACUUUUCAGAUAGUGAAGUGCCUACAGCAGACUGCUCAUCUUACCAAAGCUACCAUCUUCGUAUCCCUGCUCCAACCUGAUCCUGAGACAUUCAAUCUCUUUGACGACAUUAUCCUCCUAUCAGAAGGUCAAGUUGUCUACCAGGGGCCACGGAAGCACAUACUAGAUUUCUUUGAAAGGUGUGGAUUCAAAUGCCCUGAGAGAAAGGGCAUUGCCGACUUCUUACAAGAGGUUACAUCAAAGAAGGAUCAAGAGCAGUACUGGGCUGAUAGGAGAAAGCCCUACCAUUAUGUAGCAGUUGGUGAAUUUGCAACCAUGUUUAAGGAUUUCCAUGUAGGACUAAAGCUUGCGGAUGAUCUCUCUAUUGCCUAUGACAAGAGACAAAAUCAUGAAUCAGCUCUUGUUUUCACAAAAAGCUCGGUUCCAAAAAUGGAUCUUUUGAAAGCCUCUUUUGAUAAAGAGUGGCUCAUGAUCAGGAGAAAUGCUUUUGUUCAUGUCUUCAAGACCAUUCAGAUUACAAUUGUUGCAAUAUUGUUAUCUACAAUGUUCUUGAGGACAACACUUGACAUCAAAUAUGAUGAUGGGCUACUAUAUAUUGGUGCAAUAAUAUUUUCUAUUAUAAUCAACACGUUCAAUGGUUUCGCUGAGCUGCCAGCAACCAUGAUGAGGCUACCCGUGUUCUACAAGCAAAGGGAUCUUUUAUUCUAUCCAGCAUGGGUUUUCACUCUCCCAAAUAUUUUGCUUAGGAUCCCUUUGUCACUUUUAGAAUCCAGAGUGUGGAUGACAGUUACAUACUUCACUAUUGGAUAUACACCAGAAGCUAACAGGUUUUUCAAGCAGCUGCUGUUAGUAUUUUUAAUCCAACAAACUGCCUGCGGGAUAUUAAGGCUGAUUACUGGAGUAUGCAGGACCAUGAUCAUUGCUCACACUGGUGGAGGACUUUAUUUGCUACUUCUGUUUCUUCUUGGAGGACUGUUCAUCUCAAAAGGUGAGCUUCCUGUAUGGUUGAAAUGGGGCAACUGGGUGUCACCUAUGGCUUAUGGUUUCAAGGCUAUGACAGUCAAUGAGAUGCUUUCUCCGAGAUGGAUGAACAAAAUGGCAUCAGACAAUAUGACGCGAUUGGGAGUGGCAGUACUAGAGAGCUUCAGUGUCUCUCCCAACAGUAUCUGGUAUUGGAUUGGGGUCAUGGCCCUUUUUGGGUUUAUUAUCCUCUUCAACUUCCUGUUCAUCUUAUCACUCAUGUACUUAAAUCCCCUUGGAAAGCCACAAGCUAUAAUAUCCGACAAAACUACAAAUGAGGAAGCAUUCGACCAAGAAGGAAAGGUAAAACAACAAGUACAUGUAACAAGAAGGCUGGAGGGACAAACAUUAACUCAUGGAAAUAAUACAGGAGUAGCAAUGGAAAAAAAGAGAGAGCAGCCCAAUGGCAAAAGGUCUAGCAGUGAUUCAACAGAUGACGUUACUCUGAAGAGAGGAAUGGUUCUUCCUUUUACGCCUCUAUCCAUGUCAUUCAACAACAUCAAUUACUACGUGGACAUGCCCUUGGAGAUGAAGAAACAAGCGACUGAGAAAGAAGACAGAUUACAACUGCUAAAAGAAGUGACCGGGGCAUUCAGGCCUAGGGUCCUGACUGCAUUAAUGGGAGUUAGUGGAGCAGGAAAGACAACAUUAAUGGAUGUUCUAGCAGGAAGAAAAACAGGUGGUUAUUUCGAUGGGGAUAUUAGAAUCUGCGGAUUCCCAAAAAAACAAGAAACAUUCGCAAGAAUUUCUGGUUAUUGUGAACAAAAUGAUAUUCACUCUCCCCAGGUAACAGUAUAUGAAUCAUUACUCUACUCUGCUUUUUUGCGGCUCCCUAAAGAAGUCAGUGAUGAAGAAAAGAUGAUUUUUGUUGAUGAAGUCAUGGAGUUAAUCGAGCUGAAUGUUCUCAAAAAUGCUAUAGUUGGGAUUCCAGGGAUUACAGGUUUGUCAGCAGAACAGAGGAAGAGGUUGACUAUAGCAGUGGAGCUUGUUGCAAAUCCCUCAAUCAUAUUUAUGGACGAACCGACUUCAGGUCUUGAUGCGAGGGCAGCAGCCAUUGUCAUGAGGACCGUGAGAAACACAGUGGAUACUGGAAGAACCGUAGUCUGCACAAUUCACCAGCCCAGUAUUGACAUAUUUGAAAGCUUUGAUGAGCUUCUACUUUUGAAGAGAGGGGGACAAAUCAUCUACUCAGGACCAUUGGGUCAAAAUUCCCACAAGAUUAUCAAAUACUUUGAGGCAAUUCCUGGAGUCCCAACAAUUAGAGAAAAGUACAACCCGGCUGCAUGGAUGCUUGAAGCCAGCUCCGUUGCAGUAGAAGUCCGUAUUGGAAUUGAUUUGGCUGAACAUUACAAAGCAUCUGCCUUAUUCCAGCAAAACAAGGAUCUGGUAAAGGAGUUGAGUACACCAACACAAGGAACAAAAGAGCUUUAUUUUCCCACACAGUACUCUCGGUCAACUUGGGGACAAUUCAAAUCCUGCUUUUGGAAACAGUGGUUGACUUAUUGGAGAAGUCCCAACUAUAACCUUGUGCGAUACACUUUCACCUUAUUUGCAGCUUUUAUGCUUGGCACUAUAUUUUGGCAGGUGGGCAGUAAAAGGGAAAACGCAACUGAUCUAACUAUGAUCAUAGGGGCAAUGUAUGCUUCUGUGUUGUUUAUUGGAAUCGACAAUUGCUCAACUGUCCAGCCCGUAGUCGCCAUUGAACAAACAGUAUUGUAUAGAGAAAGAGCUGCUGGGAUGUACUCUGCAUUUCCAUAUGCUAUGGCACAAGUUAUCUGUGAAAUACCAUACAUCUUUAUUCAAGCCGUGUAUUAUUCACUCAUAGUGUACGCAUUGCUGAGCUUUCAAUGGACACUAGCAAAGUUCUCUUGGUUCUUCUUCAUCUCGUUCUUCUCCUUCCUCUACUUCACAUACUACGGGAUGAUGAUGGUUUCAAUCACACCAAACCAUGAAUUAGCUUCUAUCCUCGCAUCAGCCUUCUAUGCUCUCUUCACCCUAUUCUCUGGCUUUUUUAUCCCCAAACCAAGAAUUCCCAAGUGGUGGAUAUGGUAUUACUGGAUUUGUCCUGUGGCAUGGACUGUUUAUGGGCUCAUUGUGUCACAAUAUGGUGACCUAGAGGACACCAUCAAAGUGCCUGGGGUUGAACCUGAUCCGAGCAUCAAAUGGUACGUGGAGAACCAUUUUGGGUAUAACCUGAAUUUCUUGGGACCUGUUGCUGGAGUUUUGAUGGGCUUCACUGUGGUUUUUGCUCUCGUAUAUGCAUUAUGCAUUAUGAAAUUAAACUACCAACAGAGGUAGCUAAAUAAAAAAUAAAAAAUAAAUGUUGUUGUAUCAUGUUGCUUAUAAAAAGAUUGUUUUAGGCAUGUAUUAUAGCCCUGCAAGUUCUAAUCAUAUAUGCAUCCCAUGUCACAUGUGUCUUA
Molecule: messenger RNA, 4553 nt
Organism: Malania oleifera
Lineage: Eukaryota; Viridiplantae; Streptophyta; Magnoliopsida; Santalales; Ximeniaceae
Product: ABC transporter G family member 29-like
Exons: 22
Coding region: 118-4431 (1437 amino acids)
Cellular component (GO): membrane
Molecular function (GO): ATP binding; ATP hydrolysis activity; ABC-type transporter activity
Source: RefSeq, a predicted model, not a curated record